AUGAUGGCUUGCUCGGCUCAAUCUGUGACCCUUGAGUCUUAUCCCGAUGAAACGGCGGUCUCCAGCGCUUAUGCCACCCCGUCCGAGGAGACAGCCUUGCUCCGAGAUCGCCGGCGGAGGCAUUCGUUCCAUGCCGCAAGAAAACUGUCGUGCGACUACGAUGCCGACGCGGUCUUUUUGAGGGUGGAACUUUUUCUGGCCGAAUUGGAGAGACGGCUACAUUGGCUGGAGGACUAUCGCCGCUCACACAUGGUACAGAUCGAUGCCAGCUUACGCCGAGGUUAUGCAACGCUUGAGGCUGUUAGAGAUUCCUGCUCCUACGCCUCUGGAGAACUUAUGGGCGGAGGCAAGAAGAGAGCCAAGAUCCUAGUGGAAACGCUCGAAGACGGCUACAAAGAUGCUCUCGCAACCAAGGAAACCCUGGAACAAAAGGCACAAGCGGGGGUUCGCUUGAUGGAGUCGUUUUUGUCGGAGUUGGAAGCUCGGGCGCAUGCGGUUCGGGACCGUGGUUUCUACGGCACCCUAGAUGACGGGUGGAAGGCAAUGGAUUCGAAGCUGGUCCACGCCCGAGAAGUGGUCGAUGAGGGAAUGGAACGUGCCCGGAAAGCUAAGGAUGCCCUGCGUGAAAAUAUCGACCAGGCCAUUGCGCUAGCUCAGGAAAAGCGUCUGAUUGCCUAUGCAGACCUUCCGCAUCCAUGGCGUGUGAACCCGCACAUUCUGGAAGGAUAUCGGUUCACGCAUUCUAAGGUAGAAUGCUUCACGUCCAUGUUUACCUUUUCCAAUGAAUUAGUCAACAUCUGGUCUCACCUGAUCGGUCUGUUCAUCGUCCUCUCGGUCGCCUUUUAUUUCUAUCCUUUGAAUCCCAACUUCCACUUGAGUACCAAGACGGACGUAUUGAUUGCGGCGGUGUUCUUCUUUGCUGCAUGCAAGUGCCUAGUCUGCAGUACUCUUUGGCACACCAUGAAUAGCAUUGCCAACCAGGGGCUGAUGGAGCGCUUCGCCUGCGUGGACUAUACUGGCAUCUCAAUGCUAGUUGCUGCUUCGAUCGUGACCACGGAAUACACUGCGUUUUACUGUGAACCCGUAUCGCGAUGGACAUACAUUCUUCUCACGAUGUCCCUCGGGAUCGGUGGUGUCAUUCUCCCCUGGCACCCGACCUUCAACCGCGCUGAUUUUGCCUGGGCUCGUGUGGCAUUUUACGUUACGCUUGCCCUAACGGGUUUCGCGCCGUUGGCACAACUGACCUAUACCCGAGGCUUUGCCUGGUGUCUAUACUUUUACGCACCCGUCGUGAAAAGCAUUCUCGUGUAUUUCGUCGGGGCUUGCAUUUACGCUUCUCAGGUACCCGAACGGUGGCGCCCCGGUCUUUUCGACUAUGUGGGCGGGAGCCACAAUAUUUGGCAUUUCGCCGUUCUAGGCGGCAUCCUGUUCCACUAUUGCGCCAUGCAAGAUUUGUUUGCAGGCGCUUUCCAGAGAGCCAAGGGGGAAUGUCCGCACUUGACUUCCUGA
Molecule: messenger RNA, 1509 nt
Organism: Aspergillus bombycis
Lineage: Eukaryota; Fungi; Ascomycota; Eurotiomycetes; Eurotiales; Aspergillaceae
Product: hemolysin III family protein
Exons: 2
Coding region: 1-1509 (502 amino acids)
Cellular component (GO): membrane
Molecular function (GO): signaling receptor activity
Source: RefSeq, a predicted model, not a curated record